This is a messenger RNA of Kockovaella imperatae, 653 nucleotides long. RefSeq lists its product as hypothetical. The coding region runs from base 199 to 540 and encodes 113 amino acids. The record is from RefSeq and is a predicted model, not a curated record. The transcript has a single exon. NCBI's taxonomy places the organism in Eukaryota, Fungi, Basidiomycota, Tremellomycetes, Tremellales, Cuniculitremaceae.
UUGCCGACAUUCCACUCUUGGAUAAGUGGGAGGUGAUCAUUGUAUGCCACUUUAAGAAUGGGGCAUGAUCACUGCGCAACAUGACGGAUGGGCGGGCUUCUGAUUUGGGCUUGCGGCGGAACACAAAAGCGUCUGGUGCUAAGAUAGUCCGUUUUUUCGCCGUCUCGAUCUAACUCAUCCGAACAUGACCAAACUGUAAUGAUGAUGGCUUUUGGGACACCGCUAAAAACAAGUGUUGGCUUGGUGCACCCCUACUUCCCGGACUGCGGGCCCAGUCAAACACGGGGACCGCCCCGCCUAGUUCAUAGCACCUGCUGCGGGAUGACGUCCCCCCAGUUGCAAUGUCCCCAAGGCUACAAUUGUGACAUGGUUCGUCGCUGUCAUCCUCGCGAUCGAAUCAAACUCUACAGCACGGGGACUGUCUUUUGGGCCUCAAAGAUGCCGCAGUAUAGUGUCAGGGGGGACGACGGAGUAGUCACCGUUAUCUCUGUACCUUGGCGCAGUUUGGAAAUCUUGGCGGAAACAGGCCUACGUUGCUAGACCCCCUCUCCCGAGUCUUGGUUUCGCGGGCAGCUGAGGUGAAUGACGGGAGUGGCGGAGACUAAACAGUAGAGGAGGAAGAAGGGAAAGGAAAAAAUUGUGAUCGAAUUGGC